UCCCGCCGUCUAUGAGCUCCAUCGUCUACUGUACUGGGGUACGAGAGGGAGGGGAGAGCGAAUGGAACCUGAUGCUCGAGCGGUACCGCCAAGAAUCAAACCCUUCGCAAAAAACUCAGAUGCUGAGGAGUCUGGCUUGCACCUCCAAAGUCUGGCUUCUUGAAGUCCUGCUGGAGAUGUCGCUGCAGAACACUGGACAUCAAGCGCGAUGAAGGCACCGGCGUCAUCGCCAGCGUCGCCGCCAACGUCAACGGCAGACCGUUAGCCUGGGACUUCGUGCGUGAGAACUGGGACACCAUCAUCGCCAAUUUUUCCCAGUCGGCCAGCCGCCUCCGUGGGAUGACAAAGACUAUCGCUGAUGGAUUUCACACUCCGUACAAACUACAACAGCUGAAAGACUUCAUCAGCUCGCUGGCCAGUCUUCAAACGGCCGAGCAGGCCCUCAAGCAGGCCGUGGAGACUGUGGAGGUCAACAUCAGAUGGCACGAGGAGGCGUAUCCCAACAUCAUUCAAUGGCUGGAAGGCCGCGGCUAUCACAAAUUUGAAGGUUCUGGAUCAUCAUCAGCUGACAAGCUUACUCUGGAAGACAUUCUCCUGCCUACAAAUCUGCGGCCAGAGCAUUACGACAUUACUAUACAGCCUGAUAUGGAGGGACCGGAUCCGAAGAAAUUUACCUUCAACGGAACCGUCACAAUGACUUUCACCUGCGUGAAUGCAACUGACAAAAUUGUGCUGCAUGCCUCCAUGCUGGAGGUGGACAACGUUGUACUGAAGUCGACAGAAGUCACAAACAUUCCCCAGGUUGUGAAACAAGAGACAGACCCAAGAGGUUGAGUUUUUGACCAUACAGCUAAGUGCACCCCUUCAGUCCGGCGGCAACUACAGUGUCAGCAUGAACUUCAAGGGCGACUUGUCAGGUGGUCUGGACGGCUUCUACCUCAGUUCAUACGUUGAAAACAACAAUACAGUAUACCUGGGCACUACUCAGAUG
Messenger RNA from Pomacea canaliculata, 991 nucleotides. RefSeq lists its product as uncharacterized. The transcript is spliced from 7 exons. Gene Ontology annotation, biological process: proteolysis; peptide catabolic process. Lineage: Eukaryota; Metazoa; Mollusca; Gastropoda; Architaenioglossa; Ampullariidae. Gene Ontology annotation, molecular function: metalloaminopeptidase activity; peptide binding; zinc ion binding. Gene Ontology annotation, cellular component: cytoplasm. The record is from RefSeq and is a predicted model, not a curated record. Bases 340 to 834 code for a protein of 164 amino acids.